Ochlerotatus camptorhynchus is the source of this 1527-nucleotide messenger RNA. RefSeq names its product mitochondrial import receptor subunit TOM40 homolog 1-like. Lineage: Eukaryota; Metazoa; Arthropoda; Insecta; Diptera; Culicidae. Gene Ontology annotation, biological process: protein import into mitochondrial matrix. Gene Ontology annotation, molecular function: transmembrane protein transporter activity. The record is from RefSeq and is a predicted model, not a curated record. Bases 162 to 1130 code for a protein of 322 amino acids. Gene Ontology annotation, cellular component: mitochondrial outer membrane; mitochondrial outer membrane translocase complex. The transcript is spliced from 2 exons.
UUCACGCGAUUCGUGUUUUUCGGUUCGUAGUGCGUUAUCUUUUGCGUAAUCGAUGCAGAUUUUUCAUCACGGAAUAUAAGUUAGAAAAGUCGGAUAUAAACCUUAGAUAUCCAGGAGUAAUUUGUUUAACUUGUGCUUGUUACCUAAAGUGAAAAAUCGAUAUGGGAAACGUGCUCGCUGCUUCAAAACCGAUCGCUGCCGGCGGUCUGCCACCUCCUAUACUAGCGGAACCUACCCCUGCCAGUGCCGAACCUGAGAAACCUUUAGAGAAUCCUGGUUCUAUGGAAGAGCUACAUAAAAAGUGCAAAGAUGUUAUGCCCGCCAAUUUCGAGGGAGCCAAAUUGAUGAUCAACAAAGGCCUCAGUAAUCACUUCCAAGUGUCGCAUACCAUUAACCUCAACUCGUCCAACACGAGCGGAUACCGAUUCGGAGCGACCUAUGUGGGCACGAAACAGAUGUCUCCCUCAGAAGCUUUUCCGGUUAUACUGGGUGACAUCGAUCCGGCUGGGAACUUAAAUGCCAACCUCAUUCACCAGCUGACACCGAACGUGCGGUGCAAGUUUGCUUCCCAAGUUCAAAACCAGAAAGUCACUGCCGCACAGUUGACCACGGACUACAAGGGUCAGGACUUUACUGCAUCGCUCACCGUUGGCAAUCCCAACAUCAUCAACAAUUCCGGCGUGCUAGUGGGUCAUUAUUUGCAAGCGGUAACCAAUAGCCUAGCCCUAGGCGGAGAACUGGCAUACCAGUACGGUCCAGCAGUCCCCGGAGGUCAAAUAGCAAUCAUGUCUGCUGCCGCUCGGUACGCAACGGAAGUAGGCACCUGGUCUGGAACGAUUGGUCUCGCCGGAGUUCAUCUCUGCUACUACCAGAAAGCCAGCGACCAGCUUCAACUCGGUGUCGAGGUUGAAACUAAUCUUCGAAUGCAGGAAGCGGUGGCAACCAUGGGCUACCAAAUCGAUCUGCCAAAGUCAGAGCUCGUAUUCCGCGGCAUGGUCGACACCAACUGGACAGUGGCCGCUGUCCUAGAGAAGAAAUUGCAACCGCUGCCAUUCACGUUUGCACUUAGUGGCAUUUUGAAUCAUACCAAGAAUCAAUUCCGGUUGGGCUGCGGACUGAUUAUUGGUUAAAAAAACACAUUCGUUAGGCAUUUUAAGCAGAGUUCAAAAAACCCCACAGUUCGAAGUGCAAGUAUCAACGCAUUUCUUCUUGAGUGACAUUCGUAGAGAGUUAGUGUCUCUGGGAAGACGUAAAACAAUGUUAGUCUGUUAGAGCAUAAAAAAAGAGAAAAGAUAUAAAUACAGAACAAUAGCAGAUACAAGAAAAUGACAAAGAUCUAUCUGAAAUAAACAAAAAAAAUAUAUAUGCGCUUGAAAAACAGAUGUUUGAUUUGUCUAGCUUCCCGUAUCGUUACACAUGACCAUGAUCCUCGAAGCACUAAUGUUUUUAGCCAACAGUCACUAAAUUAAGUUGCGCUUAAUCUUAUGGUUCCUUUUACAAAACAAUAAAAUGGUUCAGCAAACAUUA